UGUCCAAUGCUUCAAACUCAAGACUCCCCAUUUUCGAGUUAAAAGAAUUCCAAUUUUCCUUUGUUCAACAACCAUCACACACAUACACCCUCCCGCGAGGAGGAGUGGGAGGAGGAGGCAACAUGGAAGGCAGCAGAACGACAGCAGUCCAGUCCUGGCAUUCCUUCAUCAAUUCCCUGAGUCCCAACAGUGUACAGCGGACGGUAAAGGUGGUCAGUGGAGUGUAUUUACAAGGAUCCUUGUAUAAGCUGUCCUUUUCUGAAGGCGAUGUUAUAAAGAUUAUAGAUGUGAUUCCAACUGAACUCAAAGCAAUUAUGUUGCAAAGGGAUACCAAGGAAGAGAGAGUGUUGGACUUGCCACUUUUCUAUGAAGGGGAUUUCCUGUUGGUGCCGGAGCCCGAUGUGUACGAGACGGUGGCCAGCCUCCUGCACAGCAACAGGAUUGGCCCCGAGAGGGAGGGGCAGCCCAGGUUCCAGAACAACAUCAACAUCGUGCUGGACAACGGCACCGUGAUCAUGCGAGGAGAGAAGCUGGCCCUGCUGGGCAUCGAGGAGGUGGGCGGCGUGAAGGGGCUCAGGUGCAAGCUGCUGAAGAGAAAGGCCAACUCGAUGGUCUGGCUCCCAGUGACCUGCAGGGGUUUGUUCCAGGAAUGCCACGACGACCAUUACUAUACCAUCAGCCAGAUCGUCAAGUGGAAAAUACCAGCCGGACGCAGGCGUAACGUGAAGCCUGUGGUGGGCACUCCAACCAGAUCCACGGGCUUUUCCAUCCUUCCCCACAAUUUCACUGGCCAACUUCAGCUAUUGCCCUACUAUUCCGUCAAGGCACUGAUUGUAGGAGGAGGUGAGCAGUUUCUGCCGGCAGACCUGGAACUGCAGGUGAUGGAUGUGACAGACUUGGUGGCUGAUCAGCCUUUCCUCGUGCCCGUCUCACUGGAAACACUUUACCACCUGCCGAGCAACAGCUUCCCCGUCACCGUGAAGGUCAUUGACGUGAAGGACAACUACGGUGGUCUGGCCAGGGGCUUCGAGGUGGGAUCGUGCCUGACGAUCCUGGGAAAGAAAGAGAUGAAGAAGGUCCUGGUCACCGAACUUUCCAACAGUUUGGUCCGACAGCACUUUCUGGUCCCCCGGAGCUAUGAAGGCCAGCUGCUGAGGAUUCCCAGGACCUUCCAAACUGUCUAUGACCUGGAGCUGGCCAGGAUGGCAGGCGGAGUGGCCUGGGUGGUCGCCACCACGAGCUACAAUCGUGACGCCGAGUGUCUGUCGUCGUUCGGCAUCGGGGAGCAGUUCCGCGCUCUGCACCCGGCGACUGUCUUCACCCGGCUGGGGGUGGGGGGGCAGGCGGAGGUGAAGGUCCUGACAUGCGAGAAGGCGGACUCGGCGGAAACAGUCAACCUGCCCAUGUACGCCGAGGGCAAAUUCAUCGAGAUAUUAAUGGACGGGGAGCGAUACACGAUGGAGGGCCUCCUGGCCCAGCACAUGGCUCCCUUUCACGUGCGGGUGGUUACUGCGGACUUGGCCCUCACCGCCGACCCUCUGCCGGGCCUGAAAGAGCUGAGGGUGGACGGAGAGGUCCGGAUGGAGUGUCUGGUGGCUCGGCGUCAAGAGGGUUUGGCCUUCGAGGUUCCUGUGGAACUGGUGACGGCACUGGUGGAGGUGGUGAACCAGGUGAGAACGUCCCCUCAUCAGGCACAAGAUCCCAGCCCGCAGUUUGUCCAGACUGUUUGGCUCCUGUCAGCUGAAGACUACCUGCGUUUGAGAGACUACGAAGACCUCUCUCCUCCACCUCCCCCGCGGCCACCCAAGCCCAAGAGCUGCAGUGCUGCUGGGGUCACAGGCCAGCUCGCUAAACCCCUCCUCACGUGCUCAAACACAAACACCAGCACUCCGAGUCCCGCUCUGAAUCAGGAAUGUGAAAUCCUAUCGAAAUUAACUUUGGAUGUCACAAACAAUUCAAGGAACGUUUAUCACAAGCCACCUGUAUGAAUGGAACGCUGCUUCAAGAAAACAAGAAGUAAAGCUUUCUUCCUAGAUAAUAAACCUUGAGGUUGACAUUGCCAUAUUAAUGCAUCCUCCCAACAUGAAAGGUGCUAUACAAAUGUAAUUUGUUGUUUUUGAUUCUCAAAGUACUUUACUAGACUAAUAUCUGGACUAACAGGUCUUAGAAUCCUACAAUCAUAGAAUAUUACAGCACAAGGAGGACACUUGGCCCAUCGUGUCUAU
Callorhinchus milii (elephant shark) is the source of this 2225-nucleotide messenger RNA. RefSeq names its product protein THEMIS3-like. Lineage: Eukaryota; Metazoa; Chordata; Chondrichthyes; Chimaeriformes; Callorhinchidae. Bases 123 to 1988 code for a protein of 621 amino acids. Gene Ontology annotation, biological process: T cell receptor signaling pathway. The record is from RefSeq and is a predicted model, not a curated record. The transcript has 5 exons.